CCGCGGGUCUUCACCUACAAGACGCAUGCGCCCGCAUAUACAACUGCUAGAGGGACUCGUUCACGUUGUUUCAUGCCUGCCGCUGUUGGCUGUCGUUGCCACUGUCGCGCAUCCUUUGCGACCAAGUCUCGACCGCGCUUUCCCCGCAAAAAGACACCAAACAUGAUAUAAUUCCGAAAGUCGAUCCCACGCCGUAGCCAUGGGUAACGAGCAGAGUCAGGAAUCCAGCGCUCAACCAAAGGAAGAAGACCCUGAACAGACAGAUCUCUCCGACAUUCCUGACGACCGAGACCCGGACCCAACAUCCUCCGACGAGAACGAAGAUGAGACAAUCAUGCCUGUAGGCGCAGGGGACGCGAUGCCUCCGAGAAGAAAGCCUCAAAAGCAGAAGAAGAAGAAAAAGAAGAAAAAAGGGCGCAGCUCCUUUUCCGGGGACGGCGAAGUGAGGAGAUCGAGCCAACAUGUUCCGAACGAAGAGGAGAUACGACAAUUGAGAGAAAGAGAGCCAGAGGCAUUUGAUGUCUACGCAUCCUCUCAAGUUGGUGACGAUGGCGACGGUGGCGGAGCAUUGGAAAGUGGUAUCGAUUCCCUGGACACGACUUCAGCAGAUGCAGAGGCCAAGGCAGAGGCUGAGGACGGCGCUGGUUGUGAACGCGACGAACUGGAUGAGCCUCUCCGCGACGACGAGGACGAGGACAAUCCGCCAUUGCCUGUGAUAGAUGCCAGGCGUGCUCCGUCUGUCGAGAGUCAAGAAGCUCCGCCUGGCCAGGACAACGUCGCUCUCGUCCCUGCGUCGCAAGCGGGCCCCGAGCCGCUGAAAAUGAAUGGGCGAUGGCUAUGUCCUUAUGCAGAAAGCCACAAUUGCGAGAGCACGUUUACUAAUAAAAAGUCGGCGAAACGUCAUGGUGCGAUUCAUGCUUCCGCUUUCACUUGCACGAUUUGCGGCAAAACCUUGAGCAGGAAGGACACUCUUCAAAGACACAUAGCGAGUCAUGGCAAGAACGAUGUUGUAUCCGCGGACGCGCAUCAACGAGCGAAUGGAAGCCCUCCUGCACAUGUCGCAGCCUCUUUACAGACAUCUGUGGCUGCAGAUUAUGUCGAAGAGCCACACGACGAAAAAUCGCCAGAAUACAAAACUCCCCGAGAGAGUUCCCAAGACUCACUUGGAUCGGAAAAUGGCAACGAUGUCGAGGAGGACAAUGCGCAGAUCAAUGACGAGCAUGAGGUAGAAUCUCAUCAUGACAUGAUCCGCGCAGUGGAACAAUCGCUGCAAGCUCAGCUUGAUGCACAAUCAAUUGCCACUCAAGAGGGUGAAGAGGUUGAAGUCGGUAGCGGCGAAGACUCCGUUGAACCAGAAGCAGACUCCAAGUCUGAAUCUUCUGUAGAGUCAAGUGUGUCGGAUAUGGUUGAAGAGGCGUCUUCAGACAAGACUCCUGUCCCUGAACCAGGUUUAAAGCGAAAGAGGGAUGCUGAAACACCUUCAGACUCUCCAAAUCGACCAACAAGAAAGAAAAUGAAACGGAGAAAUCAGGCACAAAACACUACGCCAACGUCUGCACAACAACCGCAUGAAACAAUGCCGUGCACUUGGGCUGCUGUGAAUUCCACGUCCCAACCAGCUCAGCAGAUCACAGACAGAAUUGUCCCCACGCUUCGGACACGACAGAGUACCAUCGACAGUUGGGCCCAGAGAUCAAACGCAGGUUCCGGAUCAAGACCAUCUGUUUCAGCCUCGGGAUCUCCAGCGCCAUCUACUGCCAGACGUGUUGAGGUCGUUAUUCCUUCUGGCAGCUCUAAGACAUACUCCAAGAGCAAGGCUUUCAAGAGUAAACAGCCCAAUGAAAAUCCUCAGCAGAAUGGACUUGAAUCUUUCGGACUCAAGAGGAUACGCGAUGCUACAUACACGAUGCCAAAGGGUAAGAAUCGUGCAGAGCCUGGUCUAAACUAUGUCUCUCCCCACAAGCAGCAAGCCGAGGCUGACGAGUCUGAUUCCGAACCGGCGAAUUUCGCCACCUCUUUUGCCAGAAGAACGUUGUCAGGUAGCCGACCAAUAAAACGCGCAAGGUCACAGGACGAAGACUCGACCUCAGAGUCUGAUGAAUCGCACGCCGGUGGUGCCUCUACUAACGAAUCGAAGAAGAUGUCGGCCAAGCAACCAAAACCGAGAGCCCACCGCACGAUAGAGUGUCAAAGAUGUCAUAAAGGCUUCAAGUCAGAAGCUUCACUGAAGCUCCACCUGAAAGCUCCUAAUAUCCAUUCACAUUUGUAUCACUGUGGAGACUGUACGGAACAGUUCUGGAGCAUGAGGCUUCUGUCAAAGCACGAAAAAGAGAGCGGUCACGACAGGGGUAAUGGCGUUGAAGGUCUGACAGGUCAUUUCAGCGAAGCCGAAGUGCAGAAACUUCAAGACUGGCGAGAUACUUUCUGCUCAGACCACGAUAUCAGCAUCGAACAAUUCAACGAUAUGAUGACAGAUACACUGAAGCGUCGAAAGGGAGACAGGUGGGACUGGCAUUUUAUUAGUAAGAGGGCCUUCUUGAAUGAAUACUAUGAGGUACUCCCGUAUCGCAACAGGCGGUCAAUGACGCGAUAUCGUGAGCGCAAUUUCCAGAAUCUGGAGGGAUCCAAGAACUGGACGGCAGAUGAUGACAGAGACUUGAUUCGGCUUCACAAAGAACUUGGUCCAAGAUGGAGUGAGAUUGCGCAACGCUUGAUGAGAACGACCGAUGCCGUGGCUCAACGAUGGCGUCACAAAUUACAGCACAAACACAACGAGUCAGGGAAGUGGACUACUGAAGAAGAAGAGAAGUUCACUAAAGCACUGGAUGAGGUGAGAAGAACGAAUGGCUUGGCAUCGCAGGCAGAGGAUUGGCGCGUACCCUGGAAUAAAGUCAGUGAGAAAGUCGAGACGAGGAGUGCGCUACAAUGUUCCAAUCACUACCGAGUACUUCACAGCACAAAGAGGCAAGGACGAUGGAUCAAGGUUGGCGGACUCGAGAAGACACCUGGAUCUAGCAGAAUACUUACCCCGUCGAAAAUGGCGCGUCGACUGAAAGGUCAACCGAGUGGUUCGGCCAGUCGUCCCAGAUUAUCUCGAGAGCUAGUCGUGGAAACAGAGGACGACGACGACGAGGACGAAGCGGAUUCGCGAAAUGAGAGAACUCCAUCGCCACCUAUUGAUGAAGAGGGAGAAGAGGAUGUGUCAGAUGCAGCAGAAGAUGACGAUCGGUCUUCAAUAGGGGCAUCGUCCCGUCAAAGUCACAAUCCAUUACAAGCGCAGACACCCAACGAAACACUUCGACCUACGCAACUGUUCGGACUCACACAGGCCAAUACAUCGGUCGUCAGACCGCUUUUUCCAGAAAGUAGAAGACACCUUCUAAGCCAGGAUGCACCAUCUCCGAACAUUCCUAUUCAGCGGCAGAAAUUAUCUGUUCGAUCGCCGCUGUCUGAGAUGACGGUUAAAGACGAUGAUGAUGACGAUUCUGAUGGCGAAGCCGAAGACGAUGAGUCCCAAUCUGACUCCGAUCUUUCUGGGAAGGAAGAGGACGAGGAAGAGGCCGACUCAGACGAGCAAUCUGAUCCACCUUAUGCCAGUGGAGAAAACGACGAUGAAGCAGAGGACGACGAGAGUGGAGUCUCGGAUGACGACCGAGAUGACGGGAACGACUUCAUGAAUAGUAUCGAGGAAUCUGCACAACGGGUACGAAGUAAUCAGAAACUCAAGCUUCAACCCACGAAGAGAAAUGGGUUUCAAAAUGGAGCGCCUUUGAAGAGGCGAAAUCGGUGGAGUAUGAGUUCAAGCGAGAGCGACAGCUGAAACGAACGAGUCUAGUAGAAUUGAGUAUAUCCUGGUAUGUGGGAACCAUGGAAAAAGGUAGCUUCGGAACACCUAUUCAUUACACCACCUGCCACCCUCUUUUAACCAACAUUCCUCUGAACGAAGCGUGCUUCCUUUUAUACAUCACUACCGUGGUGUGUAGGCUUGGCCUUGGCUCAUUCCUCUACGCUCAUGUGAUGGUGAUGGAAAUUUUGG
Exophiala oligosperma is the source of this 4036-nucleotide messenger RNA. RefSeq lists its product as uncharacterized. Bases 200 to 3820 code for a protein of 1206 amino acids. Gene Ontology annotation, cellular component: nucleus. The transcript has 2 exons. The record is from RefSeq and is a predicted model, not a curated record. Gene Ontology annotation, biological process: regulation of DNA-templated transcription. Lineage: Eukaryota; Fungi; Ascomycota; Eurotiomycetes; Chaetothyriales; Herpotrichiellaceae. Gene Ontology annotation, molecular function: transcription cis-regulatory region binding; DNA-binding transcription factor activity.